Molecule: messenger RNA, 2218 nt
Organism: Gasterosteus aculeatus aculeatus (three-spined stickleback)
Lineage: Eukaryota; Metazoa; Chordata; Actinopteri; Perciformes; Gasterosteidae
Gene: zdhhc12b
Product: zDHHC palmitoyltransferase 12b
Biological process (GO): peptidyl-L-cysteine S-palmitoylation; protein targeting to membrane
Cellular component (GO): endoplasmic reticulum; Golgi apparatus
Molecular function (GO): protein-cysteine S-palmitoyltransferase activity
Source: RefSeq, a predicted model, not a curated record
AUUUCCAAAAUUCCAGAGGUGCGUAAACGGCGUUUACGUGCGUUUACCCUCCACUACGGCCCUGGUCAUCAGGUCCGUUCUUCUGUACCCGUGAGUCUACUCUCCCGUAUCCGUUCUCCGGAGAGCGCAAGUCCGUUCCCGCAGUCUUGAGAAGGGGCCUCAGUUUGCGCACCUCGCGCCCAUUGUCACUUCCGGCCCCCGGAGUGUCUCGUGACCGACGCUGGCCAAUCACAGCUCGGCAGUACAGAGGCGACAACACACAACACAAACGCAUUAGACCGGAGCUGAAUUCAUGCAUGAUGCGUUUCGACCUACAUUUAGUGUGCGACUGAACCACGCGGAACCGAGUCCAGUCCAGUCCAGUCGGGCGCCACACGGCCGCUACCGCAGCCGGGACGUCAACGGUCCUUCAGCCGCCGCUAGUCCUCCGCGUCCGUCCGAAGACAGCGAUGGACGCGCUAACAUGCUAGCGGGCUAGCGCCAUGUUCAAGAAUGUGUUCGGCUCAGGCUUCCUGGUUCGGACCGCUCAUGUGAUUCUGACCUGGGUCAUAACGUUGAUACUCUUCCUCCAUGACACAGAGCUCAGGAAGCAGGAGGAGUCCGGACAGCUCGUCCAGCCGGUGCUCUUCGUCCUGCUGGUGCUGCUCUCCGUGUUGCUCUAUUUCGCCGUUUCUCUGAUGGACCCGGGCUUCAUCUUGUCUGAUGACCAGGAUUUACAGUUCACGUUGGGCGUGACGGAGGAGCAGCAGGACAUGAUCCCACACACCACCAAAUCUCUGCGACAGCGCCGCUGUGGCCACUGUCUGCUGCAGCAGCCGAUGAGAUCAAAGCACUGUCAGACGUGCCAGCACUGCGUGCGGCGGUACGACCAUCACUGCCCCUGGAUCGAGAACUGCGUCGGCGAGAGGAACCACCGCUGGUUUGUGCUUUACCUCGCCGUCCAGCUGCUGGUGCUGCUGUGGGCGCUGCACAUCGCCUGGACGGGUUUCCGGCACGCACCCGGCUGGCAGCUGUGGCUGCGCAGCAACGGCAUGCUGCUGACCGUGGCCGCGCUGGUGGCUCUGCUCUCGCUGAUCGUGCUGCUCCUGCUGGGCUCCCACGUCUACCUGGUGUCGCUCAACACCACCACCUGGGAGUUCAUGUCACGCCACCGCAUCUCCUACCUAAAACACUGCGGCGCCGACGAAAACCCCUUCGACCGCGGCACCUUCGACAACCUGUGGUGUUUCUUCUGCGUGUGGGGCACAGUGGUGUGGGAGCAGGUGUACUUCCGGGAGGGCAGUGACCAGGUGUAGGGUCACACGGCGUUAAAAAGACUGAAGGGCAUUUCGCUCAGCAACAACCUCGAGUUUUCGGGACCACAUAACGUCUGUAGAGGAAUCGUGCUUUUGUUCUUGUCCCACAUAUCCCGUCUUUAGCGUCGCCCCCCCCCCUCAGUGGCCCCUUGGGAGUCCGCAACAGCUUCCCGGCCCUGGUUCAGUUGCUUCCAACCACUCGAGGAUACAGUAGCAUUUCCCUGUGUGACGUUAGGCUCCACUGGAUCCUUUCUGUGAGCAGUGAACACCCCCCCCCCUCUCCCUCCCUGUUCAAUCGUUUUUGAAGUUUACCCUUAAUACAUGUGAAACAUUGCAUAAACAUUCAAUACAAAAAGUGAAUAUACUUCUUUUAGGUGCAUGUGUAGACAAUCCAGGUGUGGUUGCUAUGGUUUCCUGAUUGACAGGUUAAAUAAUUGCUCCAUUUGUUUUGACUUAUUGUGCACAAAGGUGUGACAGGGUCUGCGGGGCAACGGCGUUACGACAAGCCAACGUGUGAAGUCAUUUAUGGAAUAUGAAGGUACCGGUGUUUUUGGCAUUGAAUCCCACCACGAUGUACAGGACACUUCUGCGUUUCAAGCUAUUUUAUAUUGCAUAUUAUUUUGUAAACAAUUUUGAACCCAAAAAUGUCUCUAGAUUUCUAUGACGAUUAACUGGAAGAGCAGUGAAGAGAUCUGUGAGUCCAAUACAUUGGUUGGCUUCUCUGUGUGCAAUAGUUCCCUUGUGAGACAGCAAUAAACGUGUGGAAUGCACAGCAGUCUUCUUGGACAAUAUGCGGACUGCCUCCAGAUUCAUUUUUAGGAAUUCAAGUCCCAUUGUGUAUUUCUGAAUUAUAUGCAAUGCUGUCAUGCACUGUUUUUACUACUUUAAAAUGACUAUACAUCAAUAAAUGUUUUCCCUGGUCA